AUGGCUACCGAUAAGGGACUCGAGGACGUCCCCGAGGGACAGAUCGAGUCCAACUACGAUGAGACCGUCGACUCUUUCGAUGACAUGAACCUCAAGUCUGAGCUCCUCCGAGGUGUCUACGCCUAUGGUUUCGAGCGUCCCUCUGCUAUCCAGCAGCGUGCGAUCAUGCCCGUCAUCAAGGGCCACGAUGUCAUCGCUCAGGCCCAGUCCGGUACUGGAAAGACUGCCACUUUCUCCAUUUCCGUUCUCCAGAAGAUCGACACCAACGUCAAGGCUUGCCAGGCCCUGAUCCUUGCCCCCACUCGCGAGCUGGCCCAGCAGAUUCAGAAGGUCGUGGUCGCUAUUGGCGACUUCAUGAACAUUGAGUGCCACGCCUGCAUUGGUGGCACCAGCGUCCGUGAGGACAUGAAGGCCCUCCAGGAUGGUCCUCAGGUCGUUGUCGGUACCCCCGGCCGUGUCCACGACAUGAUCCAGCGUCGGUUCCUCAAGACCGACUCCAUGAAGAUGUUCGUCCUCGACGAGGCCGAUGAGAUGCUUUCUCGCGGUUUCACCGAGCAGAUCUACGACAUCUUCCAGCUCCUCCCCCAGUCCACCCAGGUUGUCCUCCUGUCCGCCACCAUGCCCCAGGACGUCCUUGAGGUCACCACCAAGUUCAUGCGCGACCCCGUCCGUAUCCUGGUCAAGAAGGACGAGCUUACCCUGGAGGGUAUCAAGCAGUUCUACAUUGCCGUCGAGAAGGAGGAGUGGAAGCUCGACACCCUCUCGGAUCUGUACGAGACUGUCACCAUCACCCAGGCCGUCAUCUUCUGCAACACCCGCAGAAAGGUCGACUGGCUCACCGACAAGCUCACUGCCCGUGACUUCACCGUCUCUGCCAUGCACGGUGACAUGGACCAGGGUCAGCGUGAUCUGAUCAUGAAGGAGUUCCGAUCCGGCUCCUCCCGUGUCCUGAUCGCCACCGAUCUUCUGGCCCGUGGUAUCGACGUCCAGCAGGUUUCCCUGGUCAUCAACUACGAUCUCCCCGCCAACCGUGAGAACUACAUCCACCGAAUUGGUCGUGGUGGUCGUUUCGGCCGAAAGGGUGUUGCCAUCAACUUUGUCACCGCCGAGGAUGUCCGCAUGAUGCGUGAGAUUGAGCAGUUCUACAGCACCCAGAUCGAGGAGAUGCCCAUGAACGUUGCCGACCUCAUCUAA
Messenger RNA from Fusarium keratoplasticum, 1194 nucleotides. RefSeq names its product ATP-dependent RNA helicase eIF4A. The coding region runs from base 1 to 1194 and encodes 397 amino acids. The transcript is spliced from 4 exons. Lineage: Eukaryota; Fungi; Ascomycota; Sordariomycetes; Hypocreales; Nectriaceae. The record is from RefSeq and is a predicted model, not a curated record. Gene Ontology annotation, molecular function: RNA binding; ATP binding; RNA helicase activity.